Molecule: messenger RNA, 4074 nt
Organism: Cuculus canorus (common cuckoo)
Lineage: Eukaryota; Metazoa; Chordata; Aves; Cuculiformes; Cuculidae
Gene: TAF1B
Product: TATA-box binding protein associated factor, RNA polymerase I subunit B
Exons: 15
Coding region: 173-1915 (580 amino acids)
Biological process (GO): nucleolar large rRNA transcription by RNA polymerase I; RNA polymerase I preinitiation complex assembly
Cellular component (GO): RNA polymerase I core factor complex; RNA polymerase transcription factor SL1 complex
Molecular function (GO): RNA polymerase I core promoter sequence-specific DNA binding
Source: RefSeq, a predicted model, not a curated record
UCGCCCCUCGGUGCUGCCGCAGGUCCCGCAUCACCCCCGCUGCCCAGGAACCGGUGUCCGGGACGCGUGGCGGGCAGGAAAGGCGGCCGGACCAGGCGUGCCCCGGAACGUAAGCGCCGGGGCUGCCGUUUCCAGGCCGGCGCUGUCGCCGUGGUGCGGGGCUGCUGCCGGCAUGGACGAGGAGGACGCGAGAGAUUUUAAUGAACGCUGUGCCCAGUGUUCAGAAGUGAACUGGGGUAUCACUGACGGAGGCAGAUUUUAUUGCAGAUCUUGCCACAAUGUUACUGAGAGAACUAGAGAAGUUGUAAGCACUGAUUUUAUUUCUAAUACAAGAGUACAGACAAUCUCCAAAGGCUUAAGAAAGCAGGAAAAAAAUGGUGAAAGCUGUGAGUGGUAUGUUUGUGAAGGCUUUCAGCUUGUUCUCAAGAAACAAGCUGAAGCUUUAGAAGCUUUAGGAGUAUGUCCACAAAUGAAGGAUGAAGUUCUGUGCAAUUUUUGGAGGCGUUACCUUCAGAAGAGCAAACAGGCCUAUUGCAACAGAACAGCUGGGGAAGCUGUCCAAGCAUUAUCAGUAUGCGACAGCAGUACCGAUGUGGACAGUGAACCAGAGAGACCUAGCCUUCUGCACUUGUUAUCUCUCUCUGAAAGUGACGGGGACCUCCCGACUGACUGCAGCUUUGCCUCAUCAACUAGCAAGGUCUCAGAAAGCACCUCUGUGUGCUCUGGAUCCGUAGAUGGUAGCUUGUAUUUGAUGAAGAAUCAAAAGGAGAAGCUGAGGAUGACGAUGCCAAUGACCCUUUCAUUUUGUUACAUGGCGUUACUCUGGUUGAGAGAACCAAUGACGUUAUCUGAACUCUUAAGGUUUGUUGUUGAAGGUCAUAUUCCGUACUUUAAUGUUUUUCUGCAUUUUCCGGAGAAGAUGAAGUUAUAUGGACUUGACCUUAAGAUCUUUUGUGUAGAGUCAUGGCCUGCAUAUGAAGAAGUGUACAACAAAAUGCUUGAGCUUGCAGCAUUUUUAGACCUGCCUCGUUUUCCAGAUAUAACUGACAGCUGCUUUCUUCAUCCAGACAUGCUCUGCAUGAAGUACUUGAUGGAAGCUAAUUUACCUGAUGAAUUACAUCAUUGGACUUGUCGAGUGGUAAAAAAGAUCCAUGUUGGAGAGGUGGAUUUCCUGACGCUUGUGCCUGGAAAUAAGUCAACAAGAAGUGUGAAAUACGAUAUUCUUGCUGUAGCAGUUAUUAUAGUAGUGCUCAAAUUAUUGUUUUUAUUAGAUGAUCAUUAUGAAUGGUUACUUUCAGACUUCGCUGAAGAAAGAAAUAAAAAUAACAAUGAAGGUGGUCCGUAUUUUGAGCUCAAAAAGUGGUACAAAGUCAUAAAAUGUACCUUGGAUGCAGAGCAAAAGAAAUUGGAUGAAGAAAAAGCCAAGUAUCUGUGGAGAUGUGACAAGCCACUGUAUUAUUCAGUCGAGAAGAAAGCUAAAGUUCUUAAGAGAAGACAGAUGGUUGUGAACUUACAAAAUCAGUUUGGCAAACUGUCUGGUUCCUUGCAGCCUGCUGAAAAACCAAAACCUUCAAGUUUUCAGUUACGUUGGUCUGAAGAAAACGCGGAUGGGAAUUGUUUUCACGGACAUAGCCUGAAGGGAAUUUUGCAAGAAAAAUGUGGUUUGCUUACAGCCAGGAACCCUGAGUAUUGGCUGUGCACACUUAAACUAUGUAGUGAGAAAGUGUGUGGUCGUGCGGCUCAUUACAGAGAAAUGGACUUUCCCCAGAGUUACCAUUUUGUACUAAGGUUAUUCGCCUUUCUUCUGAGGAUACAGCCCUCUUAUAUCCACAACGAAGUGUGUGUGAUAGAACACAAACUGUUUAAUAAAAAGCUCUGUAGAAAGCCAAAAUACAAAACAAGGCUAAAGAGGUAAAACAGCCUAAAACAGCAGUAUUAAAAUUGUGUAAAUUAGUUGACUGGAUCCCAAACCGUGGUAUUACAUCUAAACUUAUACUGAUCUUUUUGCCUGCGUGGAAUUUUUUUGUUAAAAUGGUAGUGCUGAGAUCUACUACAGUAUUUUUGUUGUAGUAUCAUUUUAUGUAUAAUUUAAGUCACUGGUUUCCAGCUGGGAAAGUUACCAAGGGAACUGUUUAUCACAAUUUAUUUCCUCACUUUGUAUCAGAGCCAGUGGAAGCUAUGAAAUUACCGUUUUUUGGCAUUAUUGUACAUAUUUUGAGUGUAAUAGACAACAUCUAAUUACAUUGUGAGAUUUUGCAAUUAAAAUAUUUUUUUACCUACAGUUGUAUGACAGCAAAUAUAUUUCUAGAAGGUGAUGUUUAUUCUACUUUGAAAUAGUGUGUUAACAAAUAAAAGGAGCAGUUGGUUGAUGUUUUCACUGCAGUGAGUUUUUUAGUCAUUGUUUCUAAACAGGCUGGUUUUGGCACUGUUUUCAAUGUUUCCUUGCCUCCUGUGUACCUCCCAGUCUCUUGUUAUGUCUGAGCAUUCAAGUUAACAACUUUUGGGUCCAUUUUGCACUCCAGGCUUCACAGAUUUUGCAGCUACUUUUAUGCCUAGAGCUGCCUGUCCUAUUUCUUGCACAACGGUAACUGCCAGGUCCUCCUAUCAUUCUUCUUUUGCAAGGCUGUUGUCGUCAUGAUGUCUUCCAACUGCUUUAUAAUUCGGCAUCUUCAGCAGCUUGUGCCUCAGCUGGUCUCCCAGUUUCUCACGCUCAAUCUUAUUUAUGCACUGUCUUUUAAACUGUCCCAGACAACGUGUAAAUGAAGUUGGGUGCUGCCGCUACAUUAAAGACACCAUAACAUCUACAUAUGUUGAACAGAGAUGUUGAGAAGAUACUCAGAUGAAUAAUGCUGCUUUCUGUUGAAUGAAAUAAAAUUCAGCAACUCCAGUCAUCAGAACGGAGUACAGGAGUUGCCAAAUCUAUUUGAUAAAAACCAAAAUCAACAGAUGUUUCUGAGCAUUAUUAUAGACAAGAAAAAUUGUGCCAAUUUAAAAAGAGUAAUAGCUUCCUUCAUGAGCAAGUACUUCAGUGAGAUGUAGUUUGGGAAGGUAAUCAGUCCAGCAAGUAGUCUCUGAGUAUGAUAGAAGGGUUUAAAAUCUGUUGCAGUUAAAUCCGUGAAGCCGUUCUCUUAAAAAAUGAGAACAGAUGAAUGACAGGAGAAGAAAUGUGCUGCCCUACCUGUCCGGAGCAAAAUGAUAAAGCAGUAUUUCAAACACAGGUAGAGCAGACAGGAUUAUUAAAGGUAAGUUACAAUGACUAAUUGGCAAUACUGGCAAACCAGGAGGCUUCACUGGCUCAGUAGAGGCAGGAGGUAAUGCAGUGUGAUGUCCUGAUUUAAGGUGACAUAAAAAACACAGUUUGGGCGAAAGUUUUUACUCUUUCAGAUGUUUUAAGUAGUUAUUGUAGAACAAGGAACAGUCCUAUAAAGAGAUUGUAACAUGCAGAUGAGAAGGCGUAGUUUUAGCCAUACAGAGCUAAACUGCUUGAUGGGGGAAGAGGAAAGAGCAGACCGUGUUGUUACUUGUUGCACGUGUUAGAGAUUUCAUAAGUGGGACAGUUGAGUAUGUCUAAAUCCUUUGCUAUGUCGUGCUAGAUACCUCAGACUUCUGACAAGGUGUGUCUUGAACUGAUCUUUACAUUAACGGACUCGGAAUAUACCAGUUUGAAUCUUAUCUUGUGUCUGGUGUUUGUGUUUGAAAUUAGCCUUUAUCUAUUAUGUUUGACUUCACUUGAGUGAAUUACUAAAUUUCGUAAAUAUUUGGUAAAAUGAUUUGUUGUUCUUGUUCUAGGUGAGUAUUUGUACCAGGUAAAAAUUUAGAGAAGUGUAAUACAUGUUGUCACUGUUUUCAACAGUGCUUGCUCAAGCAAAUGAAAGUGUCUCAUUCUUUUUACUAUUAUAUCUGCUAAAGUUUUGAAUUAACUGUCUAAAAGACUUUGUUAUGCAUAAAGGAUUCAUUUAAUUCAGAAGUGUUUAUUUGAAAGACUUACGCACUUAAUUAUAGGUACACCUUUCCUCUAAAACUACUGUCGUAGUAAAAUCUGAGCUUCAUAAAUUAAAAAUACUGUGCUCAUUG